UAUGUUAAUUUGUAAUAAAUAUUGAGAAACUUAUUCAUUCAGUUGUAGCGUUCCCAUGAACUAAAACAAUGAAGCACAAUUUUUAUUACCUCAUUUUCAUAAUAAUUAGCCCUGUACUGUCUGAAAAAUGCGACAAUUUGGGGGUUUUAUUGUACGAAGACUUGGGAUGUUCGCCACAUUACGCCAAAUCUAAUCCGUGUCCUGCGAGCUACACUUGUCAUGCCUUGGAAACCUCAGACAAGCAUUGUUUUUACAAGGGCAAGAUUUACCAAAUUGGUGAAAUCGUAGAUAACCAAAUAUCUAAUGGCAGCUGUUACCAGUCAUGCCGCUGCACUAAAGAGAAGGAAUAUGCGAAUUUCCACUGUACGGUUUCGGAUUGUGACGAAUGGCUCGAUUCGCCGAUAGGACGCGGGUGUUACAGACAAUACUCCCUUGACGGUUGUUGUGCGAGUGGGCAAAGUUGUCCACCUUAUAACAAUGUCGCGAGAUGUGUAAUUGACGGUAAGGAGUACAAAGAGGGGGAGAGGUUCUACCCGGAGAAAACAUGCUUACGCUGCAUUUGUCAGAAGGGAUUUAGGGGUAAAUUAGAGGAGCCUUUCUGCAAAAGAAAAACAUGCGACGUGCAGCUGGAGAGAUCAAUUCAGGAUUUUUAUCAAGGAUGUGCGCCGCUCUACGGGCCGAAAGGAAGGGUGCUGUGCUGCCCCUACGGCUGGAUUUGUCCCGAUGGUUCUGAAAAUAUCCAAGGGCGCACUAAAACAGACGACUCUUGCAAAUUUGGAGAAAAGUAUUUAAAAAUCGGAGACUCAGUCGAGAAACUGAACGUUAAGAACGGAUUUGGCGAAGUUAUAAGAAAAAUUGUGUGCGAGUGUGUGCUCCCCCCGCUGUUGACCUGUAAUGUCGUUCUUACCAACUUAUCACAAAUAAGUUUAUAAAUUAUUAUCAAUAUUUUUUACACUUUUUCUCGUUAAAUCGUUAAAACAUCCUUUAGAGCGCAUUCACCCCAGGCAAUAAAAGAUUCAUAUAUUGA
Messenger RNA from Tribolium castaneum (red flour beetle), 1027 nucleotides. RefSeq lists its product as hypothetical. The transcript is spliced from 6 exons. Gene Ontology annotation, molecular function: protein binding. Bases 69 to 932 code for a protein of 287 amino acids. Lineage: Eukaryota; Metazoa; Arthropoda; Insecta; Coleoptera; Tenebrionidae. The record is from RefSeq and is a predicted model, not a curated record.